Messenger RNA from Maylandia zebra (zebra mbuna), 1206 nucleotides. The record is from RefSeq and is a predicted model, not a curated record. Lineage: Eukaryota; Metazoa; Chordata; Actinopteri; Cichliformes; Cichlidae.
AUGGACCCAGCGGACUCAUCGGAGAGAUUCAGGAGGAAGGUGACGGAUAAAGUUAAUAGACUCUGCGACCUUUGGCUGGAGGCGCACGAGGAAGGAUUUCGUCGCGUCGUGGAAAAGCGGCUGGAAGAGACGCUGUCUUGCUUCCCUUGGGUGCUGGAUACGCUCUACCCGAUCGUCGCGGACUUUCUGGCUAACACGCUCCACCUCGACUCUCCUGUUCAGGCUGCUCUCCAGCCCGACCAGCUGGGGGAUCCGCAGCCUGACACGCCGGCCCCGGCAUCGUCUAAGAAGCGACGCUCGCGCCGCCGGCGCUUUUCACCGCAGCCGGAUUCCUGGACUUCACAACAACCGGCUGUGGCCCGUGUGCCUGCUGGUCCUGUAGCCGUAGCACAGCCAGCUGCCCAGCCUGUAGCCAUAGCACAGCCAGCUGCCCAGCCUGUAGCCAUAGCACAGCCAGCUGCCCAGCCUGUAGACAUAGCACAGCCUGCUGCGCAGCCUGUAGCCAUAACACAGCCAGCUGCCCAGCCUGUAGCCAUAACACAGCCUGCUGCCCAGCAUGUAGUCGUAGCACAGCCAGCUGCCCAGCCUGUAGCCGUAGCACAGCCUGCUGCCCAGCCUGUAGCCGUAGCACAGCCAGCUGCCCAGCCUGUAGCCGUAGCACAGCCUGCUGCCCAGCCUGUAGCCGUAGCACAGCCAGCUGCCCAGCCCCUUCGAUCCUCUGCAGGAUGUUCAGAGGAGCUCAGUCUGUCAAGUGAGGACUGUUUACCUGGGCUGGAACAGACUGACUGCCCCGCACAGCCCCAUCCGCAGCAUCACGAACCGGCUGUGAGCCAGGUGCUGUCUCAACCAACUUCAUCUUUGCCAGAGAUCUCGAUACCUGCUGGUCACGCAUGUGUCUCUGCUGAAGGGUCCGAGGGGCCGCUUCAGCUAUCAUCUGUUCCACCAUCCGCUUCAACUACACUGCCGUCAUCUCCACCGCCUGCUGCGGAGCUCGGCGAGCCAGAGCAGGAGCUCAGCGAGCGGGGGGAGCCCGCGCCGCAGCCGGCGGAGCCCGCGCCGCAGCCGGGGGAGCAGCUCGGCGAGGAGCAGCUCGGCGAGGAGCAGCUCGGCGAGGAGCCCGCACCGCCUGAUGAGGAGCAGCUCGGCGAGCCGGAGGAGCCCUGUGAGCCAGAGCGGGAACUCGGCGAGCAGGAGGAGCCCUCCUAA